This is a messenger RNA of Solanum dulcamara, 4563 nucleotides long. Its product is annotated as FIP1[V]-like protein. Gene Ontology annotation, biological process: mRNA processing. Bases 106 to 4257 code for a protein of 1383 amino acids. The record is from RefSeq and is a predicted model, not a curated record. The transcript has 9 exons. NCBI's taxonomy places the organism in Eukaryota, Viridiplantae, Streptophyta, Magnoliopsida, Solanales, Solanaceae.
UGGAAGAGUACAAAUUAUACCCUUCUUAGAAGCCCUCAAAACCCUUUCUUUCUUGUGUUUCUCUGCAGGAGAACUCGCACCUCUCUCUCUCUCUGUCGCGCGAUAAUGGAAGAUGACGACGAAUUCGGAGAUCUCUACACCGAUGUGCUCCGCCCCUUAACGGCGUCGUUUCAGUCUCAGCAGCCGCCGGCAGCGCAAGAAGAAGCUGCCUCAAAAGCCGCCGGGGCUACGAGCCGGCCGAUCGAUCUGAACAUCAACAGCGAUGACGAGGAGAUUUUAUACGGAGCUCCGAAUUCGAAUUCGAAACAGAAUUUUGCUGGGCCGAGUUCUAUCACUGGUCAAGAGAAAACCCUAGCUUCUCCUCAAGAUGUAAAAUCCGGGUCGAGGUUACCCGAAUCCAAUCUGAAUAUUAAUCUUGGAGCUGGAAAAAUCGAGGUUUUGGGUGGAAUUAAUGAAUCGGAUUCGAUAGCUAGGGUUUUGGAGAAGAAUGAGGAUGUUAAAUUACCUAAUGCGGGUUUUCAAGAUUCGAAUUUUAUGGAUGAAGGUAAUAUUGAUAUUGUAGUGGAAGAGAUGGAUGAUAAAGACGAUAUUUUGAUGGGGAAACAUCAAAAUGUAGGUGAAGACCUUGAGAAUCUAAAGGAUGGGACUGGAGCUGUAGGGAAUUUCGUGACUGAAGCUUCUGGUGCCGAGCAGUUGAUUCCUGGGUUGGCGAUUCCGGGUGUUUCAGGUGGGGCGGGGAAUACUGAAGAUGGUAAUGUUGAGGAUGAUUGGGAUAGUGAUAGUGAAGAUGAUUUGCAGAUUGUGUUGAAUGACAACACUCAUGGACCAAUGGGUAUGGAGAGAAUGGGUGUUGGUGAAGAGGACGAUGAGGACGAUGAAGAUGGAGAGCCUUUGGUUAUUGUUGCAGAUAAUGAUGGCCCGAGCCAUCCGCCAAUGAUGGAGGAGCAAGAAUGGGGUGAAGAAGGGGGUGCUGCCGCUAAUGGAGAGAGAAAGGAGAUAACCGAUGCACUAAAAGUGAAUGGAGCACCUGGAGUAGCAGGAAAGGUUGGGUACCCCAAUCAUGCCUACCAUCAUCCGUAUCAUUCCCAGUAUAAGUAUGUGAGACCUGGUGCAGCUCCUAUGCCUGGAGUUCCCUCGUCGGGUCCCGGAGGUAUACCUGGUCAAGUCCGCCCCCCUGUCAAUGUAGGCCCUGUUGCUGGACGUGGUAGAGGUGAUUGGAGACCACCAGGAAUGAAAGGUGGCUAUGGUAUGUCCGGCUGGGGAGGCGGUGCGUCUGGACGUGGCUUUGGGAUUGGGCUGGAAUUCACUCUUCCUUCACACAAGACUAUAUUUGAGGUUGACAUUGACGGUUUUGAAGAGAAACCUUGGAGACUUCCAGGCAUUGAUGCAACAGAUUUCUUUAACUUCGGUUUGAAUGAGGAUAGCUGGAAAGAUUAUUGCAAGCAGCUGGAACAACUUCGACUUGAGUCAACUAUGCAAGGAAGAAUUCGGGUGUAUGAAAGUGGGAGGACAGAGCAGGAAUAUGAUCCAGAUCUUCCCCCAGAACUUGCAGCUGCAGCUGGUAUGCAAGACAUUCCAUCGGAUAUUUUGAAUGGUAAAACUGAUGGAACUUCAAUUGACCUAGCAAGAGGAUCAAUGCGCAUGAGACCACCACUACCCACUGGAAGACCAAUACAGGUUGAAACUGGUUCUGGCGAUCGCUUACCAUCAAUUGAUACCCGACCACCACGGCAGCGGGACUCGGAUGCAGUUAUUGAAAUUGUGUGCCAGGAUGAUGACCAAGACACAGGGAAUGACAAGAAUGAAGUGCAAUUGGGCAAUAUUCCUUCCACCGAGGAUUUUAGAGGUGAUGCAAGAAGAGGACCCCUGCAGGAACAUGUUCAAGAAUCUGAUGGUUUUCAGCAUCCUUAUAAGAGCCACAAGCAAGAGGUCAAUGCUAGGAGAACACAGUUUAUUAACCCUGUAGGUGAUCAUUUAACCGAUGGAGAUGGAGCGGUUCCUUUCUCCUCGGAGGCUCCUGGCCAGUUUGUUUCUGAUUCUGGAGGACAGACUUCUGCACAUGACAACAAGAAUUGUGUUUCUCAACAAGAGGAAAGGGGGAAAAAGGGAAGUGCACGCGAUAGAUCACCUGACAUUACUCCCAGCAAUAGCAGAGACAGACUCCAAGUUGAUAGUCAGAAGGAGGAAUCUUUUGAAAGUGUUGAUCGUACGCACACUCCUGUCCCUCCUUCUCCCCAUUCUGAUAGACCUGCUCAGGAGCAAGAUACGGAAGAUAGAGAUGAUAUCCCUGAUCAAAUCGUUGGAGCAGACACAAACAGUGAAGUUGACAGAGAGGAAAUGACUUUGGAUGCAAGAACUGAUAGUGAAGCCAUGAAUGAUGAAUUUCUACAUUCUACAAAAAAGCAAAAGUUAAGUUCACGACGUGAACAAUCUUCUCCUCGAGAAACUGAUGAUGGAGAAGACUCCAAGGCUGGAAGAAGUAGCGAGAAUAGCAAAGUCCAAUCUGGAAGUAGUAGAGGUUAUUGCAAGUUACGGGAUGAUAUGGAGGAGGAAGUUGUUCAAGGUGGACGUUCUAUGCGCAUAGAUAAUGCCAAAAAAGCAGUUGCCAGAGACGAGGAUAGAGUCCGAAAGAAAGCCCGCAAUGAGAAAGAAGCAGAAAAGUACCCUGUGGUAGUGAAAGGUAGGGAAGAUUCUUAUUCCCGUAAAGGUGUUGACUCUAGUUCAGCCCAUUACAUUGACCGACGAAGGGAACGCGAAUAUUCAGAGGGAGUAUGGCAAAGAAGGGAUGACGAUCUACAGGGGAGGAGAGCAAAAAUGGAAGAACCACGAAAGAGGGAGCUUAUUGAUGACAUUGGAUCCAGACACCGCAGCAAGGCGCGAGAAUUUGAGGGAAGUGAUAGAGAAGAACGCCAUUUAUAUAGAAAACAACUGGAGAACGUUACUUUAAGGCCUGAUUAUGAUAAGGAUAUGGGAGCAAGACACAGAGACAGGGAUGAGUUGAAGAGGUACGAAACCUUGGAUGAUCGCCACAAUAAAAGAAGGAAAGAAGAGACAAAAUUAAGUAGGGAACACAUUGACAAGGAAGAAACCUUCCAUUCCCAUGGAGAAGCUAUGGUUCGCAGAAAGAGAGAGAGAGAUGAUACCUCAGAUCACCGAAAGAGAGAUGAGCUAAUGAGACUAAGAGAUGAUGAGCAGCACUAUAUCAGGCACAAAGAAGAUGGAGUGUUUCAGAGGGAGAGGAGUGAUAGACAGCGAGAACGUGAGGAGUGGUAUAGGCUUAAACAGUCACAUGAAGAGACACUACCAAAAAGGGAGAGAGAAGAAAUAAGGGGCGGUAUGCGGGUUGGCCGUGUUCCGGAAGAAAAAGCUUGGGCUGGUCAAUCUAGAGGGAAAGAUGAGUACAGAAACUCUGAUCAGCACUCAAAGGAUGUGAGGCAUGCUGACCAUAUUAGAAGGAGGGAUCGUGUUGACAAUGAAAGUCCUUCAAGGCUGAGGACACGUGAGGAUGAAAGAAGAGCAAGGCAUGAUAGGGUGAGCUCACGUGAAGAUCGUGCUCCUAAUGCUUCUGAUAACUCCAGGGUUAAUGAGAAAAGACAUAAAGAUUAUUUAAAGAAGGGUAAAGAAUUUGAAGGUGAUCAUAACUCCCAGAUGUCUUUAAACAUGAACGAAGACGAACUGAAUGGACAGAGAAAUGAGUUGGUGAGCUCAAAGGGAAAAUUUGUGCAAGGAACCAAUGACAAUAAGAUCCACAGGAAUCGUCAGUCCUCCAAGAAACAUCAGGAAGCAGCUUCAUCAGAUGAUGAGCAGGAGGAUUCCAGAAGGGGACGUUCCAAGUUGGAACGAUGGACAAGCCACAAGGAAAGAGACUUUGGUAUCGAUGCUAAAUCAUCUUCCUUGAACAUGAAAGACAACAAUGUACACAAGGGCACCGGUACUUCAUUAACUAACAAAAAUCAAGAUGAAGCUUUAAAGAUGGUCGAAGACAAUCAACAACCUGCAGCUAACAAUAAAAAUGGAGGUGUCCCUGAGAUUAAUAACGUUGAAAUAAAGCCUGUGGAGGAUAAACACUUGGAGACAGUUGAGAAGUUGAAGAAGCGUAGUGAGCGCUUCAAGCUUCCAAUGCCUAGUGAGAAAGAAGCUCCAGUAAGUAAAAAGGUAGAAGGUGAUCCCUUAUCCUCUGUUCAAAGUGAAACCCCUCUAGAUUCAGAGGUGAAGCCAGAGCGUCCAGCACGGAGGAGGAGAUGGACAAGCAAUUAAAAUGAGAAUUCAAGGAACAUCUUUGUUUGAGCAUAUGCCUCCAUGGCUAAUGUGUUACCAAUAUCCACAACUUGAAGAGCACUCCUGUACUGCUGUUGUCUAUUCAGGAUCUGAGGUUUGUGUAGACCUCCCAUAGUAGAUUUGGGAAUCUGUAACCAUGUCUAGAUUAUCUAUUUGAUUUUCUUAAUUCUGUAAUACAUGUAUAUACCAGUAAGCCUAAAAUCAUAGUGGCCCAUUGUUGGGGUGCCAGAAUUACAUUUUUGGGUAUUAAAUGACGUUGAAUGAUAGUGUAUGAGUAGUAGUAAA